Molecule: messenger RNA, 3810 nt
Organism: Closterium sp. Naga37s-1
Lineage: Eukaryota; Viridiplantae; Streptophyta; Zygnematophyceae; Desmidiales; Closteriaceae
Source: the annotation of a GenBank genome assembly
AUGUUGCACCGCACGCUCAUACGCUGCACCGCCCGCUCAUACGCUGCAUCGCACGCUCAUACGCUGCACCGCACGCUCAUACGCUGCACCGCCCGCUCAUACGCUGCACCGCCCGCUCAUACGCUGCACCGUCCGCUCAUACGCUGCACCGCCCGCUCAUACGCUGCACCGCCCGCUCAUACGCUGCACCGCCCGCUCAUACGCUGCACCGCACGCUCAUACGCUGCACCGCCCGCUCAUACGCUGCACCGCCCGCUCAUACGCUGCACCGCCCGCUCAUACGCUGCAUCGCACGCUCAUACGCUGCACCGCCCGCUCAUACGCUGCACCGCCCGCUCAUACGCUGCACCGCCCGCUCAUACGCUGCACCGCCCGCUCAUACGCUGCACCGCCCGCUCAUACGUUGCACCGCCCGCUCAUACGCUGCACCGCCCGCUCAUACGCUGCACCGCCCGCUCAUACGCUGCACCGCCCGCUCAUACGCUGCAUCGCACGCUCAUACGCUGCACCGCACGCUCAUAUGCUGCACCGCACGCUCAUACGCUGCACCGCACGCUCAUACGCUGCACCGACCGCUCGUACGCUGCACCGCCCGCUCAUACGCUGCACCGCCCGCUCAUACGCUGCACCGCACGCUCAUACGCUGCACCGCCCGCUCAUACGCUGCACCGCACGCUCAUACGCUGCACCGCACGCUCAUACGCUGCACCGCCCGCUCAUACGCUGCACCGCACGCUCAUAUGUUGCACCGCACGCUCAUACGCUGCACCGCCCGCUCAUACGCUGCAUCGCACGCUCAUACGCUGCACCGCACGCUCAUACGCUGCACCGCCCGCUCAUACGCUGCACCGCCCGCUCAUACGCUGCACCGUCCGCUCAUACGCUGCACCGCCCGCUCAUACGCUGCACCGCCCGCUCAUACGCUGCACCGCCCGCUCAUACGCUGCACCGCCCGCUCAUACGCUGCACCGCACCCUCAUACGCUGCACUGCCCGCUCAUACGCUGCACCGCCCGCUCAUACGCUGCACCGCCCGCUCAUACGCUGCACCGCACGCUCAUACGCUGCACCGCACGCUCAUAAAAUGCAUUGCACGCACAUACGCUGCACCGCACGCACAUACGCUGCACCGCACGAUCAUACGCUGCACCGCACGCUCAUACGCUGCACCGCCCGCUCAUACGCUGCACCGCCCGCUCAUACGCCGCACCGCCCGCUCAUACGCCGCACCGCACGCUCAUACGCCGCACCGCACGCACAUACGCUGCACCGCACGAUCAUACGCUGCACCGCACGCUCAUACGCUGCACCGCCCGCUCAUACGCUGCACCGCCCGCUCAUACGCCGCACCGCCCGCUCAUACGCCGCACCGCACGCUCAUACGCCGCACCGCACGCACAUUCGCUGCACCGCCCGCUCAUACGCUGCACCGCCCGCUCAUACGCUGCACCGCACGCUCAUACGCUGCACCGCCCGCUCAUACGCUGCACCGCACGCUCACACGCUGCACCGCCCGCUCAUACGCUGCACCGCACGCUCACACGCUGCACCGCCCGCUCACACGCUGCACCGCACGCUCAUACGCUGCACCGCACGCUCACACGCUGCACCGCACGCUGAUACGCUGCACCGCACGCUCAUACGCUGCACCGCCCGCUCACACACUGCACUGCACGCUCAUACGCUGCACCGCACGCUCAUACGCUGCACCGCCCGCUCAUACGCUGCACCGCACGCUCAUACGCUGCACCGCACGCUCAUACGCUGCACCGCACGCUCAUACGCUGCACCGCCCGCUCAUACGCUGCACCGCACGCUCACACGCUGCACCGCACGCUCAUACGCUGCACCGCCCGCUCAUACGCUGCACCGCCCGCUCAUACGCUGCACCGCCUGCUCAUACGCUGCACCGUACGCUCAUACGCUGCACCGCCCGCUCAUACGCUCCACCGCACGCUCAUACGCUGCACCGCCCGCUCAUACGCUGCACCGCCCGCUCAUACGCUGCACCGCCCGCUCAUACGCUGCACCGCACGCUCACACGCUGCACCGCCCGCUCACACGCUGCACCGCACGCUCACACGCUGCACCGCCCGCUCAUACGCUGCACCGCACGCUCACACGCUGCACCGCACGCUUACACGCUGCACCGCACGCUCAUACGCUGCACCGCCCGCUCAUACGCUGCACCGCACGCUCACACGCUGCACCGCCCGCUCACACGCUGCACCGCACGCUCAUACGCUGCACCGCACGCUCAUACGCUGCACCGCCCGCUCAUACGCUGCACCGCCCGCUCAUACGCUGCACCGCACGCUCAUACGCUGCACCGCACGCUCAUACUCUGCACCGCACGCUCAUACGCUGCACCGCCCGCUCAUACGCUGCACCGCACGCUCACACGCUGCACCGCACGCUCAUACGCUGCACCGCCCGCUCAUACGCUGCACCGCCCGCUCAUACGCUGCACCGCCCGCUCAUACGCUGCACCGUACGCUCAUACGCUGCACCGCCCGCUCAUACGCUCCACCGCACGCUCAUACGCUGCACCGCCCGCUCAUACGCUGCACCGCCCGCUCAUACGCUGCACCGCCCGCUCAUACGCUGCACCGCACGCUCACACGCUGCACCGCCCGCUCACACGCUGCACCGCACGCUCACACGCUGCACCGCCCGCUCAUACGCUGCACCGCACGCUCACACGCUGCACCGCACGCUUAUACGCUGCACCGCACGCUCAUACGCUGCACCGCCCGCUCAUACGCUGCACCGCACGCUCACACGCUGCACCGCCCGCUCACACGCUGCACCGCACGCUCAUACGCUGCACCGCACGCUCAUACGCUGCACCGCCCGCUCAUACGCUGCACCGCCCGCUGAUACGCUGCACCGCACGCUCAUACGCUGCACCGCCCGCUCACACGCUGCACUGCACGCUCCUACGCUGCACCGCACGCUCACACGCUGCACUGCCCGCUCACACGCUGCACCGCACGCUCAGACGCUGCACCGCACGCUCACACGCUGCACCACACGCUCACACGCUGCACCGCCCGCUCACACGCUGCACCGCACGCUCAUACGCUGCACCGCCCGCUCAUACGCUGCACCGCCCGCUGAUACGCUGCACCGCACGGUCAUACGCUGCACCGCCCGCUCACACGCUGCACCGCACGGUCAUACGCUGCACCGCACGCUCACACGCUGCACCGCCCGCUCAUACGCUGCACCGCACGCUCAUACGCUGCACCGCCCGCUCAUACGCUGCACCGCCCGCUCAUAUGCUGCACCGCACGCUCAUACGCUGCACCGCACGCUCAUACGCUGCACCGCACGCUCAUACGCUGCACCGCCCGCUCAUACGCUGCACCGCCCGCUCAUACGCUGCACCGCCCGCUCAUACGCUGCACCGCACGCUCAUACGCUGCACCGCAUGCUCAUACGCUGCACCGCACGCUCAUACGCUGCACCGCCCGCUCAUACGCUGCACCGCCCUCUCAUACGCUGCACCGCACGAGCUACAUCAGCCAUCCUUGAUUUCUUGCCCUGCCCACCCUCCCCCUCCCCCUCCCACCCGGGGCACGCGGAAUGCUGGUCGCAGCGUCAAAGGAAGCCGCAUCAACUGGCAGGGCUAAGGCGUCCCUCUCCACCCACCUGGAAGGGGUGGGUAGGCGGGAUGAAAUGGGUGUGGGGGGGGGGAAGAGGGGGAGAAGCAGGGGGGGGGUUGGUUGCUGCUGGUGAAGCAGGGGGGGUUUGGUUGCUCAGCCCGUUCCCCGUCCCGUCGUGUUGGCAUCACACGAGGCUGCAUUGA